Molecule: messenger RNA, 784 nt
Organism: Arabidopsis thaliana (thale cress)
Lineage: Eukaryota; Viridiplantae; Streptophyta; Magnoliopsida; Brassicales; Brassicaceae
Exons: 3
Coding region: 69-317 (82 amino acids)
Source: RefSeq, marked reviewed
GGUUGGAAGAGAAAGAAAAUCACAAAAUCAGAGGAGGAGACGAAGAAGACCGAACCCUAUUUCCGACCAUGUCGCAGCCGAAUCUUCUAAGAUCCGUCAUAGCGCAGGCAAUUCACGGAGAGAAAUCGGUUGUGUCUCGACGCAAUUUCUCUUCUUUGCGUAGUAAAUAUGAUGAGAGAGAAAUGUUUGCGAAGACAAAUAGACGUCGUUUAUUGGCUUUUUUAGUGGCUACCUCUCUCAGCUUCCAUCUCUGGGGUAAUGUUGAGUUUUUUUGCUGUUUUGUGGUAAAGAGCAAAAAAAAAACAAAUUCGUUGUAAUUUUUUUUUCAAACAUCAGAAUUUACCAAGAAGAAAAAUGCUCGGCGUGAAGAAAAGAAUGAGGCGAAGAAGGUGCAGCAGGUGGAUCUGGAAGAAUUAAAAUAAGAAAAGAUUAUGUUUGAUGCAGUGAACAAAACGAAUGUUAAUGUGUUUAGUUACUUUAUGUUGGAUUCCCUUUGUGUUUAAAUCCAACAUAACUAAAUGAUAUAUUCAUAGCAGAGGAACUAUCUUGCUCCAGAUAUAUAGAAUUAGUUUACUAAUUGUAAGGAGACACAUUUCAUUGGAAAGAAAUGGGGACAAGUAAUGUUCCAAUUCCUCAUCAUCACCCAACAUGUUGCCAUAUUUAGAUCCGAGUAUGUUUUUUGACGCAUCACUUUGGCAUAUCAUUUCUUUAUCCACCCCCAUUUAGAUUCUAUUAAAGGAAUCUCCAAUGGCUGAAACUUCAGAGAUGGUAAAACUAAGUUUUG